Molecule: messenger RNA, 660 nt
Organism: Cylicocyclus nassatus
Lineage: Eukaryota; Metazoa; Nematoda; Chromadorea; Rhabditida; Strongylidae
Source: the annotation of a GenBank genome assembly
AUGGUGGUGAUGUGGUGCUUUGACAUGUGGUCUACUCGUUAUCUUGGAAGCAGCAAUUUUUGCGGAGGGCUAUCAUCUUCUUGGGGAACUCCAUCCUAUACACUUUCUGUUGUGCAGUUUAUAAUGACUUACUCCAGACAUGCACAGUUCUACACUGCAACAUUGUUUUCUGUCAACAGAAUGACAGCUGUAUUGCUUCCCAUAGUUUAUAAAGAGAGCUCGGUAACGUUCACAACUGUUUGCGUGGCGCUGAUCUGCGCAGUUACCAUACUGGUCUGUUCUACAAUUACUUACUUCAAGCUUACCCAUAGGAGAAGCACAAUCCAUUGCACCAAAAUAGACAGAGUUCUACUCGUGGUAGGCCUGUCCUCGUCUCUAACCACAUUGACAUUGGCUUUGAUAGAGGUACCUUUAUAUAUUGCCAUCAAUUUUCGUACGAUGUCUCGGGAUUAUUUCUUCAUUGCCACAUGUAUCAAACAAUGCGUGAUUGAUCUCACUUUUGUGUUCUCAGCGUGGUCAACUGUUAUUCAAAGCUCAACCAUUAGAUCAUCAAUCAUCAGACUGUAUUCACCUCUCUGUGAAAAAAUACUAGCGGCUUGGAUCAGAAACAACAACAUUGCCGUAAAUUAUGCAAUUCCAGCGAGUCUGCUCUCAGGAUAA